UAUAAAUGAGGAAAGGAGGAAACGUCAGCUGACCCGUUACAAACCCAUGUCCAGUUGUUUACAAGAGUGAUGCCAGAGUGACGGAGUGCCAUUCCCUCCUCAACAUUCAUCAUUAUUAAGGAUCACUCACCUUUAAUCACAGUCUUCACCAUUCACGGACAGAGGAAUGGCAGGAGGCUUCCGCUACAAGGUGUGGGAUCCACCACUCAUCAUCUCCCAGAUCAUAACGAUGCAGGCAGUGUUCUACGUUGGUCUGGGCAUCUGGGUGGCCACUCUGGACCUCUUCACUGGCCACCAUCGCUCUCUAGACAGCCUCUUCAAGUACCAGGAACUACAGGUAAAAGAGGUUCAUGGACGAACAGUGAUGGCAGCCUUCAUCCUUAAUGCCCUCACCAGCUCCCUUGGACUGUGGAAGGUGGUACAAAGAACCAAGCAGUGUCUGGACUUCACAGUCACUGCCCAUGUGAUCCACCUGUGUGCCAGCUGGUGGUACAAUGGCCACCUGCCUUCACAGCCCUCUGUGUGGCUGCUCAACUUGGUCACCAUCACCCUCAUGUGUGUGCUGGGCGAGUACCUGUGCAUGCGCACUGAGAUGCAGCACAUUCCUGUACUCGGCUCCUCCAAAGUAGAUCUGUGAGUGUGUGUAUGUGUCUGGGUGUGUGCAUGUGUGUAUGGUUGUGUCUUCAAGAGCGAGAACAUGAGAGAGUGACUAAAAUUAUAUGGUCUUUAAUUUUGAAACUUCUUUCUUCCCAAAGAACCACAUGUUUUCUUCUUCAUUGUAUAGUAAACUAUUCAUACUAUUAUAUGUAUUUACAUAUGAAAUAUUACAUGUGCAUUCAUCACUCAUCUUUGUAUUUUGUUCAUAUAUGCUUUGCUGCUCGUUCAAAUAUUUAUGGUUUGAACACUUACACAUAAAUGCAUUAUGUAUUAAUAUAUAUGUGGCCUGUUUCUUACAACUGUUUGAAAUUUAUAUAAACAUUGUAAGUAACUA
Scylla paramamosain (green mud crab) is the source of this 991-nucleotide messenger RNA. RefSeq names its product protein SYS1 homolog (gene Sys1). The transcript has 5 exons. Bases 167 to 637 code for a protein of 156 amino acids. The record is from RefSeq and is a predicted model, not a curated record. NCBI's taxonomy places the organism in Eukaryota, Metazoa, Arthropoda, Malacostraca, Decapoda, Portunidae. Gene Ontology annotation, biological process: Golgi to plasma membrane protein transport; protein localization to Golgi apparatus; Golgi to endosome transport. Gene Ontology annotation, cellular component: trans-Golgi network; Golgi membrane.